Talaromyces atroroseus is the source of this 1173-nucleotide messenger RNA. RefSeq lists its product as hypothetical. Gene Ontology annotation, molecular function: calcium:proton antiporter activity. Lineage: Eukaryota; Fungi; Ascomycota; Eurotiomycetes; Eurotiales; Trichocomaceae. Gene Ontology annotation, cellular component: fungal-type vacuole membrane. The record is from RefSeq and is a predicted model, not a curated record. The transcript is spliced from 3 exons. Gene Ontology annotation, biological process: intracellular calcium ion homeostasis; calcium ion transmembrane transport. Bases 1 to 1173 code for a protein of 390 amino acids.
AUGUCUUCUGAGCCAGGACCGACGACGCCUCUGCUCAUGCCAGUGCCUCCUCGGCGUCAUCUGUCCAGAAGAGUGGUCGCGGACACGCUCCGCAUCGUCAAAGUCAUCUGGUUCCAGAGCUACAUCAACUGGUUGCUGCUCCUCGUGCCCGUGGCGCUGGUCGCAAGCGAAGACGAUGGCUGGGACACGUCGGCUGUGUUUAUCCUGAAUUUCCUGGCGAUUUUGGCCUUGUCGUCGGUGCUGUCCUUUGCGACAGAUGAAUUGGCUAAGAGUACCGGUCAGACGGUGGGUGCGUUGGUGAAUGCCACUUUUGGCAAUGCUCUUGAAAUGAUUGUCGGCAUCACUGCCGUCAAUCAAGGCGAAAUUCGGAUCGUGCAGUCGAGUAUGAUCCUGGGAUGUACCUUCUUUUUUGGAUGCUACAACAAAGAGGGGAUGAAUUUCACUGCAGAUGUUAUCGGCGUCAUGGUAUCCUUAAUGAUCGUCUCGUGUGCGACCCUCAUCAUUCCAUCCGCAUUGGCGACCAUGACGCCGUGGAAACGAGCCGAGCUCGAGCGUAGUAUUCUCAGUCUUUCUCGUGCUACCGCUAUUAUUCUUCUAAUCUUCUAUCUCGUCUACCUCUACUUCCAACUCAAAAGCCACGCCGACAUCUUCGAAGACGACCAGACCCAAGGCGAGGACGAGGAAGAAGUCCAGCUGGGCCUGUGGUCGUCGAGCAUCGUUCUGCUGCUUACUACCCUCGGUGUGACCUUUUGCUCUGAUGCACUGGUCGACUCGGUGGACGGGAUAGUCCGGACAUGGCACAUUAGCCGGGCCUUUAUCGGACUGAUCAUCGUGCCCAUCGUGGGCAACGCAGGAGAGUUUACGGCGGCUGUCAGCGCGGCCAUGUCUGGGAAAAUGGAUCUGGCGGUCAGUCUGAUUGUGAGCGCCACCUUGCAGAUUGCCCUGUUCGUGACCCCGUUCCUGGUUCUGUGCGGCUGGAUCAUCGGCGAGCCCAUGUCGCUGUUCUUCAGCACGUUUGAGACGGUUGUGCUUUCCUUCUCGGUGGUGGUUGUGAACUGCCUGGUCCGCGAGGGCCGGGCGAAUUAUCUCGAAGGUAUCUUGUUGGUGGGCACGUAUGUGAUUGUGGGCAUCGCGUUCUACGUCCAUCCCGAGGAUGUGCCAGUACUUGCCUAG